AUGGACGAGGAGCGGGACGCGGGCGGCCGGCGCGGGAAGAGAGCCGGGCCCGAGGCCGGGCCGGCGGCGGCGGCGGCGGCGCGGGACGGGCGGCGGCGGCGGAGCUCCCCGCCCGCGACGGAGGCCCAGGGAACCACCGUGCUGCACGAGAUCGUCAGCUACAGCCCCCAGCCCCUGCCAGCCAGGCAGUUCGACACCGGCACCACGGAGCCCGUCAGCUUCUUCCUGUCGGGGCUGGAGGAGCUGCUGGCCUGGCAGCCCACCGACGACGACGACUUCAAUGUCGCCGCCACGCCGCUGGCAAAGCGCCAGCCGCCGCUGCACGCCGACAGACCCCGGACGCUGCUGUGCCACGACAUGAAGGGCGGCUACCUGGAGGACCGGUUCAUCCAGGGCUCGGCCACGCGCAACCCCUACGUCUUCUACCACUGGCGGUACAUCGACAUCUUCGUCUACUUCAGCCACCACACGGUGACCAUCCCGCCCGUGUGCUGGACCAACGCGGCCCACCGGAACGGGGUGCCCGUGCUGGGCACGUUCAUCGCGGAGUGGACGGACGGUGAGAAGCUGUGCGAGGCGUUCCUGGCCGGCGGGCCGGAGGCGUACGGCGCCGUCGGCGAGCAGCUGGCCCGCGUCGCCCGGCACUACCGCUUCGACGGCUGGCUGGUCAACCUGGAGAGCAAGCUGAGCGCGGCCGCCGCGAGGAACUUGCCCCCCUUCCUGCGGCACUUGACGGCGCGGGUGCACGAGGCCGUGCCGGGGGGGCUGGUGCUCUGGUACGACAGCGUGGUGCGGAGCGGCCAGCUGCAGUGGCAGAACGAGCUGAACGAGCAGAACAGGGAGUUCUUCGACGCCUGCGACGGGCUGUUCGUCAACUACAACUGGAAGGAGUCGCAGCUGGAGCGCUCGCGAAGCCUGGCCGGGCAGCGCCUCGCCGACGUCUACUUCGGCAUCGACGUCUUCGCCCGCGGCGACGUCCUUGGCGGCGGCUUCGACUCGCACAAGCCCCUCAGCCUGAUCCGCAAGCACGGCUUCUCCGCUGCCGUCUUCGCCCCGGGCUGGGUCUAUGAGCACCUGGGCGAGGAGAACUUCCUGCAGAACGAGAACAAGUUCUGGGCCCUGCUGGCGGAGAACCUGCCCACACACAGCAUCUGCACGCUGCCCUUCGGGACCUCCUUCGGCCUGGGCAUGGGCACCGGCCGCUUCGCCGCCGGCGAGCGGGAGGAGGCCGGGCCCUGGUUCGACCUGAGCGCUCAGGACAUCCAGCCGCUGUACGCCGAGCGCCGGGGCCGCCUGAGCACCGGCUGCUGCCUGGGGGACGCCUGGCGCGGCGGCAGCUCCCUGCGGGUGCAGGGCACCAUCGCCGCCGGCGAGGACCGCGCCGCCGUCCGCCUUUUCUCCUUCCAGGUGCAGGCGCCCCCCAAGCUCCUCCUGACGCUGCUCUACAAGCUGGAGGAGCCGCGCGGCGACGAAUUCACCGUCUCCCUGGAGCUCGCCACCGAGGCCUCGGGGACCGCCACCCCCGCGGCUGAGCCCGACACCUGGCACGAGCCCCGGCUGCUCCCGGCACCGCCGCCCGGCCUCGCCAAGCUGCUCCGCGGCUGCGACCACGGCUCCCACGGCUGGACGAGCCGGUGCUACGAGCUGGACUUGCAGGACCGCAGCCUGCGCGCGCUCUCCCUGCUGGUGUCCCGCCGGCAGCCCGGCCCGCGGGACGCCCGCUUCGCCUGCCUCCUCGGCGAGCUGCAGGUGCUGGACGCCGCCAGCCUGGCGGGCUCCCCGCCGCAGGUGCUGCACGUCCGCGCCUCGCAGCUGCGGUGGCACCGGCGCCCCGCCGCCGAGCCGCUCGCCCUCGACCUCACCCUGCGCUGGUCCUACCCGCCCGGCCGGGCCCGCGGCUUCCGCGUGCACCGCGCCGGCGCCGGCGGCCGGCCGCCGCGGCCGCUGGGGCUGGCGCAGGGCUGCCUGUACCGCGCCGCGGGGCUGCCGGUGCCGCGGCCCGCCGGCCGGCGGCCCCGCCGCCUGGAGCUGCUGGUGGAGCCGCUGCGCCGCGACGGGCUGCCCGUGCCGCCGCGGCGCUGGGGCCGCCUGCUGCUGCUCUACGCCGAGCCGGCCGGCUCUGCCGGGCAUUAAACGGGAGCGCGCCGCAGCCCCGCGUCCGUGUCGUCCCUGCGUGCGCCCCGCGGGGUGGGGGCUCGCACGCGGCGGGCCCGUGCCGGGGAGGGGGGAUGCACAAAUUUAUAGCGGCAGCGAUUUUGCCGCGGUGUGGUGAGCAAGCAGGCGGCAACGUAGCCGAGCGUGCCGCACAGCGCCGCAGGCACGCCAGCCCCGGUCGGGAGAGCGAGCCUGCCGGCGCUGAAUCCGCUGCUGCCGCGCCUCGGGCGGGUGAAUCGCUCCGGGACGCGUUAGCCGACGCUUCGGGACCCCCCCAGCCCCCCCGAAGGGCUCUGCCGAGCCCGGGGCAUGCUCCCGCGGCUGUCCCCACCGGCCCCCCCCGUGGCCCCGCCAACACCUGAGUCCUCCUGGUUGAAGAAAGAAAUCUUUAUUAAUAAUUUCAAUAAUAAUAAUAAUAAUC
Rhea pennata is the source of this 2575-nucleotide messenger RNA. It is a transcript of the gene ENGASE, whose product is annotated as endo-beta-N-acetylglucosaminidase. NCBI's taxonomy places the organism in Eukaryota, Metazoa, Chordata, Aves, Rheiformes, Rheidae. The transcript has 14 exons. The record is from RefSeq and is a predicted model, not a curated record. Gene Ontology annotation, biological process: protein deglycosylation. Gene Ontology annotation, cellular component: cytoplasm. Gene Ontology annotation, molecular function: mannosyl-glycoprotein endo-beta-N-acetylglucosaminidase activity. The coding region runs from base 1 to 2133 and encodes 710 amino acids.